AUGAGGUGUGUCGCGCCCGGAAGCCACUGCGGGAGCGAGGUCGACCCCUCGCUCACCGCGUGCUCCACGCCGACUCGGCGGAUGAGUGACUCCGCCUGGGACGAAAAAUGGCAGGCCAUGGUGCAGCACCAAAGGCUCAGGAAGGAGCAGGACGCGCAGCUGCACCAGAAACUGAAGGAGAAGCAGGAGCUGGAGGAGUUCAUCGAGUGCACGUUCACGCCUAAGACGCACUGCACGUACAAGAGCCGGUCGUCGGACGAGCUCCUCAAACUGAUGGAGCCGCUCAUAACGGAAGAGGAGCGCAUUCUCAGGGAGCUGGCCAAGCUCAACGCCGAGGAGCAGGAGAACAUACAGCUACACAGCCGCGCCUUGCGCGCCCAUAUCGCAGCUAACCAGGGCGGCGAGGGCGACGACCUCAUCCGCAUAUGCGAGCGGUACCGCGAAGAGAGGCUCAAGGAAAUCGCCAGGGUCAAGAACAGAAAGCUGGACAUCGUGGGGCUGCUGCACGAGGUGGAGCGCAAGUACAACAUCAUCUGCGUCAAGGAGCACCUCAACGAGGACGACAUGCUGCGGGCGUGCUUCAGCAUCGACUCCUGCCGCCUCAUCAAGAAGGAGAUUUUGGAUUCCGUGAAAGGAGUCGACACCCUGAAGGACAGGUCCAGGGUCACGUCGGAAAUCGACGCGAUCAUCAAGCGAGCUAAGGAGGAUGCGCAGCGCCAGCGGUCGCGCCCGCCCAACGGCCCAUUCAUGCCGGCCGGGGCCAUGCCGGGAUACCCCGUGGCGCCCCAGUGGAUGCAGCGCCCGAGCAACGGGCUGCCGUACCCGACCAUGCAGCAACCCGGGCCUAACCUGUGGUAUCGACCCGCCUUCGCCAAGGGGCACCCCCCGAUGAAUCCGCAACAGCAACCGAUGAUGAAACUGAACCCGGCGUGGAUGGGCAUGAGGCCGCAGCAAGCCCAACCGUUCAUGCGCCAACCGCAGACGGUGGCACAAACGGCCAAAAUGCAGACCCAGGGAGCGCAGCAGCCAGCACAUAUCGUGCCAAGACCCGUGUUCCAGGCUCCACAAAUGCGAGCGCAGCCCGGCAUGAUGCCGCACCCGGGCUUCGUGCCGGGCAACCCGCCCCUCGGGCUCCCACCGCAAAUGCAGCACGCGCAACCGCAGACGCUUCGCAGAAACGUUCCCAAAAAGGUACAACAGUAG
Molecule: messenger RNA, 1203 nt
Organism: Babesia bigemina
Lineage: Eukaryota; Apicomplexa; Aconoidasida; Piroplasmida; Babesiidae
Exons: 1
Coding region: 1-1203 (400 amino acids)
Source: RefSeq, a predicted model, not a curated record